Messenger RNA from Pocillopora damicornis (cauliflower coral), 2164 nucleotides. RefSeq lists its product as uncharacterized. Gene Ontology annotation, molecular function: actin filament binding. Gene Ontology annotation, cellular component: postsynaptic density; dendrite; cytoplasm. Gene Ontology annotation, biological process: calcium-mediated signaling; neuron projection development; actin filament organization. Lineage: Eukaryota; Metazoa; Cnidaria; Anthozoa; Scleractinia; Pocilloporidae. The record is from RefSeq and is a predicted model, not a curated record.
AAUACUUCGCUUCCUGCGAAGUUUGGCUUCUACGUGGCGGCGUGUGAAAAGCGGUUUUAGUUAAGUUUUACUCCGUGGGGUUAUCCCAGCCGUCUGACAAACGGAACUUCGAUAUUUUGUCAGUUUGGAAAGUCGGCGAUUGGUGCAGGAUUACUCGGUGAGUCCAUUUUGGAGCCAACCGCGUCGGCCAUUUUCCUUGUGGUAUGGAACUUGCUGGGACAAAUAUUGUACACGUUGCAUUGUGCAUUGGCACCAUUUGGGAAACCUAAUAAGCUAGCGAAUACUAAGUUUAAGAGCCUGAUUUUCUGUGUUUCUUUAUAAACUUAUCACGUUCCCAAAUUGUUUUGGAUAAGAUGUUUUAAUACUUGUAUAAGCUCCAUACAAAACAAAUUCGACGCACAGAGUUUCUGAAGGAACAACAUAGCUACCGGAAACGACGUUAUUUCUUUCGAUGGCUACUACAAGAACUGAAUACGGCAAAGAGAACAGAUUCCGUGCUCGUCGUGAAGUGGCAAGUCGUCCAAAAGCGGAGAAUGAAAGUUCUCGGAGUCAAAGCUCAACCGUACCUCCCCGCAAAAAUCUUGUUGACACUAAAACAAAGCGAACAACGGGCAGUCCUAACACAGGGGAUGUUAAAGAGGAGAGACACAGAGCGUACAACAAAUUUGGAUUACCUCCGAAAAAAAUUAUCGCUACUGAUAAAACGUAUAUUUCCCCUCUUAAAAGUGACAAUGUGGUACGAACGACGAAAGCCCGCGACGUGAAACAGGGCAUAACGCGAAAACCGGCAAGAGAGACUGAACAGGAAAGUGACAACGAUAAAAGCAGCGCUGAAGAGAUCGUUAAACCUAAUGUAAGCAAACUGAAACACAUUUUUGAUGAGACUAUUGCGAAUGAGGCUAUAAAAGCACAGCAAACGUACAAGAAACCCAGGCCUGUCUCUGAAGCUUUUGACAGAGUGAAGGCUAAUCAUGCUAAAGACACAUCACAAGGUGAAACCACAGAACGAUGGUCCUUACCCAACUAUUACAAAAAAACCUUACCCCCCACCCCUUCACACAAGCCACAUGUGUCUUCAGGGAUUGCUGCCAGGAGGGCUAUGUUUGAAAGUGGAGGCUCAAAUGAAGAUUUACAAAAGAAGGAGAAACGAUCGCCAAGUUUGCAAGAUCUUGUUCCAGAUUUGAAGGAAUUAGAUGUGAGUUUGCUUGGCAACAAUGAUCCUACCCCUGUGCAGAGGUCUCGUACAAGAUCUGAUCCAGGAACCAAAAGACCUCUGUACUUUAUAAAAUCUCGUAAACGCUUUCCAUCUGACACUAAAGCUAUGAACGGCGAGUACCAUGGCACUGUUGACAAACUGAAGCAAUCUCAAGAUGACUCUGUUUUGAAGAAACCAUCACUUGAUACCAGAGGCCUCUAUAAGUCGCACAGUGUUGAUUUUAUCCAGGGAAGUCCAUUGAUAUCAGAUUCAGACAUAGGAAUGACGAUGGAAAGCUUGACGAAACAGCAGCCCUCUUCUACAAUUGAAAGCGAAGAAGAGAAAUCCUUUCCACUCAACAAAAGCAGUGAGGCUAACACAGAAGUCAAAGCUGCUAAUCCUGAGAAAGUAUCUUCCAGUGUUCCUAAGGGAUUAAAAUCCCAGGGAAAGGAGGAACCACAGGAUGAUUUAUUUGAUGACAUCCCAGGGCGAAUCCGCGAAGCAUCUUGGAUAGAUGAAGAAAUUCCAAAAGAGGAAACUGCUCCAGUAGAAAUGUCACCCAUAAGCAUUACGCCUGGGUUCACAUCAGUACCCAAAUCAAAUAUUCUUGAAGUGAAUUCAGAAUCUCACCCAAAGCAUGACAGUGUUUACUUCCUAAAGAAUGAAGAAACCCAAUUGCAUAAUGAAGAAACUGAAAGUUCUGGUGAUGAAAGCACUGGAAGUGUUAUUGAACACAGUGAUGCUGAUGAAGAAGCACAUCUUCAAACAGUGUCCCCUGUAUCGUUACUUUUCUCAGCUAAGCCAGCAUUAUCAGCUUUGUCCAAAGACAAGAUGAAAAAAGGAAGAAGGAAUGUUGGUUUUAAUAUGGAUAAUCCCGAUCUGUUUCUGACGUACAGUGCUGAGGAAUAUGAUAGAGGCAAUGAUGGUAUUGAUCCAGUUACUGCGUCUGCAGAGUGGGAACUGGAAAAA